This is a messenger RNA of Thrips palmi, 1256 nucleotides long. RefSeq lists its product as uncharacterized. Bases 154 to 1227 code for a protein of 357 amino acids. The record is from RefSeq and is a predicted model, not a curated record. Lineage: Eukaryota; Metazoa; Arthropoda; Insecta; Thysanoptera; Thripidae. The transcript is spliced from 5 exons.
GCUUAUCGGCAGGAAAGGGGUCGCCGGUUUCGUUCGAAACUGAAAACGAAAACAAACAAGUUCUCAAAUCAAAAACUUUUGGUGCAUCCACCUAUUUUCGCUUACUGCCUGAUGAAAUGAUCUUGUAAUUUUCCUGAAUAUUUUACGGUUGAUAUGGCGUCGUGCGACUGGGGUGCUUGGGAAUGUCACCCUGAUUUAGAACAGGAAUGGAAACUGUUUGUUCAGGAGUGUCAAAAAUCAGCUAAAAGUGACCUUACUUCUGAUCUCUGGAUGAACUUUUGGCGCUCAGAGCAGUCGCCACCUAGUAAUGACUUGCCACAUCCAGAUUGUCUUGAAAUUUUGGACCCGGUUCAUAGAGCGGAAGCCAAUACAUUGCCUAAAGACUCACCGACAGUACACGUAGAGGAAGAAAUCAACUCUAAAGCUGCAGAUGUGGCAUUGACGGAUUCUCAACUUCAGCAAAUUAACUCUGUUGCUCUUGAGCUAGCAGACAUUCUUGAUAUGCAGUGUGACAGUAUUCCCGACGACCUCAAAGACUGUUUAUGCUCCUUACCAGCUAAUGGAAUGACUGCACUCCUUAUGGAAUUAGAAUCUCAAUUAACGAACCAAAAGGCUUACAACUUUUGUUCACUGCUUUGUGAAGAAACUGCAGAAGGACCCUGUAUUAAUGUAGCAUUGGUUUUUGAAAUUCUUUUCCUUCCAAUGCUUACUGGUAAUAGCCUCGAGAACCUUUCAGAGGAAGUGAAAGCUGGCUUGAUAAAGAUGAGUGAUCAUUUCCCAUCAGAAUGUGUGUCUCACUUACUAAUGCCUCUCCUUGCCCACGAAGUGACUAGUCCUUCCCUUCUGGAAUUACUCUCUGCUUUAAUUCAACCACUCUCCGAAACAGACUGCUAUUCGUUAAUGAGGUAUUUUGUGCAACAGUGUAGUGCCCCUAUAGAAGAGUGGAGAAUUUCUGUAUUAAAUUGUAUUCUAUCCAAAGCACGGCCAAGCUCAUUGGAGGGCAAAGCUGAGUCAUCUCUCCUAAUUGGCUUGCUUCCUAUUCUCACAGCAUCAUCAAGAGCUCUGUCAACAAGUGAGUUGUUUGCCAGUCUUUUGCUAAAAGUGAUUCCAGCCCUCAAAUGUUGUAGCUCAACUAGAGUACAUGGGGAGCUAGCAACUAUUGUUCAAGAAAAUAAGUCUUUCAAUAAGAAGGCUUUAAGUGAUGCUCUCAAGUCUCUAGGUUCUUAGUGAAUUAAAAACAUGCUUCUAUAAAACCA